AUGGGGAGUGUCGAUUCUUGCACCUAUUGGUGCUCAGGGGAGCUGGAAUCAGACAGCUCUUUCCCCCAGUCUGCCUAUCGUGUGACCCUCGGGGAGCACCAGCUGUCCAACCCCUCCCCGAGCCGGGUCUCAUCCCCUGUGCGCCAGAUCCUCGUCCACCCCGAUUUCAACAGGGGGACCCGUUCCGCCGACAUCGCCCUCGUGCAGCUCACGGAGCCAGUGCGAUACACCGACGAAAUCCUCCCCAUCUGCUUGCCAGGCCCUUCCGACUCCCUCCCUGGCAACCACACGUGCUGGGUCACCGGCUGGGGGACAACAGCCUCUGCGGUCUCUCUCCCGCCCCCCAAGACGCUGCAGGAGGUUCAGGUCCAGCUGAUCGACACUGCAGCCUGCAACGCCCUCUACAACAUCGACCCGGCCCCGAACAUCGGCAGGGACCCCGUCAAACCCGACAUGAUCUGUGCCGGCUACGCCGAAGGGCAGAGGGACUCCUGCCAGGUGAGGGAGGUGUUUGGGUUGGGUGACUCUGGGGGGCCACUGGCCUGUGACCACAAUGAGACCUGGUUCCUGAUGGGGGUUGUGAGUUGGGGGGACGGCUGUGGCCAGCCCAAUCGUCCCGGUGUCUAUGUCCGGACAGUGGCCUACGGCGAAUGGAUAUGGGAGCAUGUGGUGUCCGGGGGCCAAGCCACAUCCAUGGAGAACAGCACCUCUGGAGUAAAUGACGCCAGAUCCUCCUUCAGCACCUACACGCUUCUCUUCACCACUCUCCUGAUGUCACUGUGA
This is a messenger RNA of Mauremys mutica (yellowpond turtle), 783 nucleotides long. RefSeq names its product serine protease 27-like. The record is from RefSeq and is a predicted model, not a curated record. Bases 1 to 783 code for a protein of 260 amino acids. Lineage: Eukaryota; Metazoa; Chordata; Testudines; Geoemydidae. Gene Ontology annotation, biological process: proteolysis. Gene Ontology annotation, molecular function: serine-type endopeptidase activity. The transcript has 5 exons.